This is a messenger RNA of Nycticebus coucang (slow loris), 818 nucleotides long. It is a transcript of the gene ACYP1, whose product is annotated as acylphosphatase 1. The transcript is spliced from 3 exons. Bases 301 to 600 code for a protein of 99 amino acids. NCBI's taxonomy places the organism in Eukaryota, Metazoa, Chordata, Mammalia, Primates, Lorisidae. The record is from RefSeq and is a predicted model, not a curated record. Gene Ontology annotation, molecular function: acylphosphatase activity.
CUAGUCAAGGAGAAGAGGGAUGCGUUCAGGGAUUGAGGAGGGUGAGGCAGGGUUGGGGAGUCCUGAACAGAUCCAGACUCCAGGGUCGCUGGGCGCAUGACAACUGCGAAGCUCCAUCCCUAAUUGGUCCGCCGAGGUGAUGGGCACGCGAGUCAGCCAAGGAGAAGCCGCGUUCUAAACUUCCGGGCGCGACGGUUUGCGCGGCUCGGGGAUCUGUUGGGUUGGUGGUCCCGGCGUGAUCCCCGUGGCCUGUGGGGAAGACGAGGAGGCUGAGCCGGGAGAGGACUCCGGGGUUUGAGCAUGGCACAAGGGGACACCUUAAUAUCAGUGGAUUAUGAAAUUUUUGGCAAGGUACAAGGGGUGUUUUUCCGCAAGCAUACUCAGGCUGAGGGUAAAAAGCUGGGAUUGGUAGGCUGGGUCCAGAACACCGACCGGGGCACAGUACAAGGGCAAUUGCAAGGUCCGACCUCCAAAGUACGUCAUAUGCAGGAAUGGCUUAAGACAAAAGGAAGUCCCAAAUCACACAUUGACAGAGCAAACUUCAAAAAUGAGAAAACCAUCUCAAAGUUGGAUUACUCGGACUUCCAAAUUGUGAAAUAAUGGUCUGAAUUUAAAUUUUUUAAGAAAAACUUCAUGGUGGUGGUUUUAGUUUUUAUUGUUAAUAGAAGUAUUGUAUGUUCAAUAUUAGCAUUUGUCAGUAAGUUAUUUUAGUAUCUAAUAUUUGAUUGUCACUGUAUUAUAUGUAUGAUGGGAGGAUUAUAACUGUACAUAAUUCUAAUCAAUAAAAACGUUAGAACCUUCUGCUUAGGGUUACUUUU